Molecule: messenger RNA, 329 nt
Organism: Paramecium primaurelia
Lineage: Eukaryota; Ciliophora; Oligohymenophorea; Peniculida; Parameciidae
Source: the annotation of a GenBank genome assembly
AUGAGAUUGUCAUGGUUUACUAGUGUAAUAUAAAAUAGAUAAUGUUUUAGUGUGAGAAAAAGAGGGAUCAAGUAUAAUAAAAAUGUACAUCAAUUAUAAGUUAAUACAAAUCUUAGCAGAAUUUAGGCUUGUAGAAUUCUAUUCAAAUAAAAUUCAAUACAAAAUAGUAAGAAAAUUAGAAGGUAUACCUUUUUCUAUAUAUGAAGGAAGUUUCAACAAUUUGUUAGAAAAUGCUUAAAUUGUUUUUUAGUAGAAAUAGAUUUUUGGGUAAUCCAAAUGGGGAGAAGUUUGAAAAACUUGUUUUGUAUAUAGAUCAAUUGAAGAACUGA